GAACAGUGUGAAGUUUUCAAACUAGAGGCAGUAAAGUAUUCUGAUCGACUAAAGUGGGUGUUGUAAGGGGCCCUGUUUAAUGAUUUAAUAGUAUAAAUGGACUAAAGUAAGGAAGUUGAUAUAAGCAGUGCCAAUAACAUCAUUCCAGGAUUGGUUGGAAGUGGAGACUUGGGCCUGAAGAGUGAUACUAACGGAGAAAUGUCACGAAAACCAAUCAAGUCGAUAAAUUGGGCGGCACUCAUCGAGAGGAUUCCGGAAUCUGAAAAAAAUGUAUUGGCCACGUUCAGAGCUAAAUCUGAUCAAUAUUUACGACGUAUGUUAGCUAACCCUGAAGCUCCACCAAAAAUUGACUGGGCAUUCUAUAGAAAAAGUGUCGCAACUCCUGGUUUAGUAGAUAAAUUUCAAAAAGAAUACGAAUCAUUGUCUAUACCUUAUCCAGCUGAUAAAUAUACAGCAGACAUUGAUAAUGAAGCAAAACAAAUGGAACAAAAAAUUGACGCAUUUUGCGAAAAUGCAGAUCAACAAAUCAAAGAGUUACAGUCAAAAGUAGACUACAUAAAGGGCCUAAUACCAUUCUCAGAGAUGACAAUGGAAGAUUAUAAAGAUUUGUAUCCAGAUCAUGCUUUUAAUCCUGAUAAACCUACAAUGUGGCCCCAUGAGUCAGAAGACCAAGAAGAGAACAAAGAUGAAAAGAGUGGUCAUUAACUGUAUUUCACGUGUUGACAUUUUCUUUAGUCCUGAUGUAAUAUCAACUGUUGAUAAUCCACAUUUUAUCAUUUAUACUACCAAUACAUUUAACUUUGGGUAGAAAUUGAAUUUAGCGAAUCUUUGAAAUUAUUGAAAUAAAAUCAUACAAUGUUAAAUAUACCGAAACAUAAAUUAAUUAAUUAUUUGGUAAGAUGUAUAAUGGAAGAUAUAUAAAGAUACAGUACAUCGUAUAAUUAAUUAAUGUAUUUAAAGCAUA
This is a messenger RNA of Hylaeus anthracinus, 964 nucleotides long. RefSeq names its product ATP synthase subunit d, mitochondrial (gene ATPsynD). Bases 199 to 705 code for a protein of 168 amino acids. Gene Ontology annotation, biological process: proton motive force-driven ATP synthesis. The transcript is spliced from 4 exons. NCBI's taxonomy places the organism in Eukaryota, Metazoa, Arthropoda, Insecta, Hymenoptera, Colletidae. The record is from RefSeq and is a predicted model, not a curated record. Gene Ontology annotation, molecular function: proton transmembrane transporter activity.